This is a messenger RNA of Cryptomeria japonica (Japanese cedar), 1396 nucleotides long. Its product is annotated as protein VACUOLELESS GAMETOPHYTES. The transcript is spliced from 2 exons. The coding region runs from base 217 to 963 and encodes 248 amino acids. The record is from RefSeq and is a predicted model, not a curated record. NCBI's taxonomy places the organism in Eukaryota, Viridiplantae, Streptophyta, Pinopsida, Cupressales, Cupressaceae.
AGCAAGCUAGACUUUUCUUUUUAUAUGAGAUGACUCUGAAAGCGUUGAUCGCAAGGCGGUUUAGAUAAUACCAUUGUGAAGAGAUCUAGAAUUUCGGCCCUUCAUGAUAAAAGGGCUGCAGAUAAGGGAUUGUUAUAAGAAUUGUCGAGUCUGAGGGAAGAAUUGAGCUGGGAUUAUUAGUUUUUGAAAGGUUUGAGUAAGAUUUUUUCAGGCUUGAUGGCAACUCCGCAAAUUGUGCCUAAAAUAGGGGAGGAGAUUCAGCAUGUCAGUCAUCCACAACAUCCUUUAAAUCUCACGUUUGAGCAAUUACUCUACGCCUGCGGUGCGUGCAAGGAAUAUGGAGCUGGAGUCAGAUACAGGUGCGAUCAGUGCAACUUCAGUAUGCACGAAUUCUGCGCCAAGGCACCACAAACAUCCUCCCACCCAUACCACAGUAACCACCAGGUCCUUUUCCAGAACAAACCAGGCGGCCUGAAAAACUCGAAAUGCGAGAUAUGUGGAAAGGCCACCAAGGGCUUCGCCUUUCGGUGCCCCACCUGCUCUUUCAACAUUCACCCUUGCUGUUCGCAGCUCCCUCCAGACCUCAUCAUCAAAGAGCAUCCUCAGCAUUCCCUCAAGCUCUUAGCCGGGUCCCCUAUUGCUGGAAGCUCUCCUUACACCUGCAAUGUCUGCAACAAAAAGGGCACCACAUGGGUAUAUUACUGCGCUCCCUGUGACUUCUAUCUCCAUGCUCUCUGUGCAAAAGGAGUGAUAAAUGGGCUCGAGCAGCAGGGAUUCACUGUGCCGCCCAAGCUGAGCAAGGUUGGUAGGGCUGCUCGUUAUGCUUCUCAGGUUGUUCAGAUCUUUGUGGAUGGUCUUGUCGAAGGACUGGGCGAAGGUGUUGCGGAUGCCAUUGUGGAUACUAUUAGCCGUGAGGUGGUUCUUCCCAUCACAGAUGAUGGUGCUAAACAUGGGGCACAUUAGUUUCUUUCGUUUGCUUUGCUUAAUGUUGUUUGAGAAUUGUGUCACGAGUAUAUAUAUUUGUAUCUCUGUAAAACCAGCGACCAGAUAAAAAUAGAAACCUAGGAUAUUCUAGUGCUAAUGUCUUCAACUGCUGUAAUCAACGCUUCGGAACAGAACAAAAAUCUGCCUAGAAAGCUUACAGUGAGGUCUUCAUAGCCAGAUCAUCGUUAUAUAUUCCAACAUCUGAGAGCUGUGUCUUAAAUAUUUGUAUACUGUUUGUUGUUGGUGUUUCUGAUCAGUAAUCAUUGGCUUGGUUAUUCAAAUUUAGAUGAUUUCUGAAGAUAGCUAAGGUAGCUUAUCUUGUUGGAAUAUCAUCACGCGUGUAUUGCCAUGUUAAUGGCAAAUAUUUAUUUUUCUAGAAUAAAAUUUUAUUUUUCAAAGUAUUUCUGGAUCA